GUUUCAUUCCAGCAUCUCAGACUACACAGCACAACAUAAUAACUUGACAGUCAGUGGGAAUAAUAAUAACCUGGAUGCUGCAGCUGGGAAUUGCAAGGACUGAAGAACGGAGGGUUCAUUAUGUCUACAAGCGCACACUUGUAUCUCAGUGACCUUUUGUCUGGAUAUUAAACGUUUCACAUUACAACACGUUGUGUAUCAAGAGCAGCCAGGAGGGACGCCUGCCCAGUGCUUUUAAUCUGCAAGGACACCCCCAUUACACUGGUGCUGUGGCAGCUGUUUACAGUACGUGCACAUCGUAGAAUAGCUGAAUAUUAGAAGAGUAUUGGAUCAGCAUAAUCAGACCAUUUGCAUUCUUCAGACUUUGCAGAGAAUAGCAAGAUAUAAGGCAAAAUAUAUUCCAAUGCCUUCUAAAGACUUACAUUCCUACCAACUGGCUUGUAUUCUCACACAGAUGAGAGCAUGGUUCUCUCAAGAUAACCCCAAGAUUUGGCUCUAGUUGGAACAGGGAUUGAUGUCUCCAUUCCCCUUAACAGACAUUCUGUUACUCCCGGUCUCUGAUGCCAGCUUUACACCAUGGCCAAUUCUACUCGUGAACAUCUUCUUUUUGUACGACGGCGAAACCCUCAGCUGCAUUAUAUCUUAAGUCCAGAGAAUCUCCAAAGUUUUGCAUCUCAAAACACAAUGACAGAGAAUUUGAACUUUCAACGGGCCAACAGUGAUACUGACUUGGUAACCUCUGACAGUCGUUCAAGCCUGACAGCCAGCAUGUAUGAGUAUAUACUUGGGCACUCUCAGGAACUUAUCAUCUUCUGGGAUAUUAAAGAAGAAGUGGAUCCCACUGAUUGGAUUGGGCUUUAUCAUAUUGAUGAAAGUUGUCCUGCAAAUUUCUGGGAUUCCAAGAAUAGAGGAGUAACUGGAACACAAAAAGGGCAAAUUGUCUGGAGAAUUGAGUCUGGCCCAUAUUUUAUGGAACCGGAAAUAAAAAUUUGUUUCAAGUAUUAUCAUGGUAUCAGUGGAUCUUUGAGAGCUACAACACCCUGCAUCACUGUGAAAAAUCCAGCUGUAAUGAUGGGAGCAGAUGGUGCGGAAGGAUUUUCUGCUGCUCAUCAAUGUCGAAAACUGGCCAGCUUCACUUUAUCUGAUCUCAGAGCAGUGGGAUUAAAGAAGGGGAUGUUUUUUAAUCCUGACCCUUACCUAAAGAUGUCCAUACGACCUGGGAAAAAGAGCACAUUUCCAACAUUUGCCCAUCAUGGCCAAGAAAAGAGAUCGACUAUUAUUGCAAACACUACAAAUCCAGUAUGGCACAGAGAGAACUAUUCCUUUGUUGCUCUACUCACGGAUGUUUUGGAAGUUGAAAUAAAAGAUAAAUUUGCCAAAAGUCGCCCUAUCAUCAAAAGGUUUCUUGGAAAAUUAACUAUUCCAGUACAGAGGCUGUUGGAAAGAAAUGCAAUUGGUGACCAGAUUCUGAGCUAUAAUCUGGGGAGAAGACUCCCGACCGAUCAUGUCAGUGGAUAUUUACAGUUUAAAGUUGAAAUAACAUCAUCAAUUCAUGAUGAUGCGUCUCCAGAGGCAGUUGGCACACUUCUUAGUGCAAAUAAUAUUAAUGGAGACAUUGGUACUCCUUCCGAUGAUGAAGAUAGUCCUGCUGGCCAUGACACACCUUCCACAUUUUCCAAUGGUCCUCUCCAUGCAGAAACUUUGCUAGAUGGUAUAAGAGCUGGCAUAACUACGGAGACAGACUGUGAAGAGAUAGCAAGCACUACUUCAAGGACAUCACCGAUUCGUAGUCGCCAAGACUCCCUCAAUGAUUACCUUGAUGCACUUGAACAAAGCAACAAUGCCAAACUCAGUGCUGCUGCCUCUGCCCCUGGUGAACAUACACUGGGAGCAUCACCAAAGCUAAGGAGCAGUUUCCCCACUGACACAAGACUCAAUGCAAUGCUUCACAUUGAUUCAGAUGAAGAAGAUCAUGAGUUUCGUCAGGAUGUGUUGUGUCAUUCACCACUAGUGGAGGAAGGUGGACUUGUGUUAAAUUGUGGUACUAGCAGAAGAAAAGACAGUUAUUUUAGUUUGGCAUCAAAUCCAGGGGAAGAUGGAAAUUCUGAAAUGCAAACAUCAGAUGCUGCAGAAGGCAACACUCAGAUCUCUAUUACAGAUGUCUCAGCUUUGGGAGCAGUUGGAGUGGUGCUUGAAAAUUCUUUAGAAAGUAAAAGUGUUGAUAUUGAGGUAGAGACUGUGUUAUGUGUUUGUGAGGGGACCCAGGAACCCUCACCUGUAAAUAUUGAUGCACUUGAGCAGAACAAAAUCAGGGGAAGUAACAUGGAAGCAAAUGUAACUGAACCUAUGACAUGUUCACCUUCUCAGGUAGUGUCCGAAAUGGGUGCAUGCAGCUCUUUAUAUACACAGGCUUCCGGCGAAUCAAGCAGUGGUGCUGAAGGAAGGACAAAUAGUGAUGGGACUAGCAUAAUUUUUAACUUCAAUGUUUCUUCUGGGGAAUUUACACCCAAUACAUGUUCUUUAUCGUUAGAAAGUUCAGAAAGUCCUGUGUUUUCCUCAAAAGAUGAGGCAUGUGGGACCUGUGUAUUCAAAUCUGGGAGGUCAGAGGUGCAGGCUUCUGCAUGCAAUCCGUGUUCCCUUCCAUCUGUAAAUAUCAACAGGAACAAUAAUGAAGACCAAAUUGGAACAGAAAUAUGUGAAGGAGAAGGAACAGAGGAAAUUUGGCAGAGAAGGAAUAUGCAGACAGCCUCAGCUAGCAUGCAAACACAGGAUGAAGAGGCUGGUGGAGCACAGGAGACAUCCAGAGACGUGAUUCAGACCACGUUGCAAAGCGAGAGCGCCACAGCAAGUUCUCAAGCAAAUGGCCAUCAACCAUUACGGUCACUCCCUUCAGUCCGACAAGAUGUGAGCAGAUACCAGAGAAUAGAUGAAGCUUUACCACCUAACUGGGAAGCACGAAUUGACAGCCAUGGUAGGAUAUUUUAUGUUGAUCACGUAAAUCGUACAACAACAUGGCAACGUCCUACAGCUCCUCCAGCUUCACAGAUUCUGCAGAGAUCAAACUCUAUCCAGCAAAUGGAGCAGCUUAAUCGACGGUAUCAAAGCAUCCGACGAACAAUGACUAACGAUCAGCCAGAUGAGGUGGCAAAUCCAGUUGAGGGAGCUGUGGCCGGGGAGGAUGUUGAUUAUCAUCAUUCAACUGCAGAUUUCCGCAGAGAGAAUGCACUUCCACAUUCUACCUCAAGGUCCAGGCUUAGUUUGCUGCUCAACUCUCCACCUGUGAGAUUCCUCACUAGCCCAGAAUUCUUUACAGUUUUGCAUUCAAACCCUAGUGCCUAUCGCAUGUUUACAAAUAAUACUUGUUUGAAACAUAUGAUCACCAAAGUUCGAAGAGACACGCACCAUUUUGAGCGAUACCAACAUAAUCGGGAUCUUGUAGGAUUUUUGAAUAUUUUUGCCAAUAAGCAACUUGACUUACCAAGAGGAUGGGAAAUGAAGCAUGAUCAUCAAAGCAAGCCAUUCUUUGUAGAUCACAAUUCUCGGAGCACUACUUUUAUUGAUCCUCGUCUUCCAUUACAAAGCAGCAGACCAACCAGUGCAUUGCUUCAUCGGCAGCAUUUGACAAGACAGCGCAGUCACAGUGCUGGGGAGGUCGGGGAAGAUGCACGUCACUCUGGUCCCCCUGUUUUACCGAGGCCAUCUAGUACCUUUAACACAGUCACUAGAAGUCACUAUCAGGAUAUGAUCCCGGUUGGUUACAAUGAAAAAAUUGUUGCAUUCUUGCGUCAACCAAACAUUUUUGAAAUUCUUCAGGAGCGUCAGCAUGAGCUCUGCAGGAAUCAUUCUCUCAGGGAAAAGAUACAGUUUAUUCGGGCAGAAGGACCCUCAGGACUUGUCCGCCUAUCUGGUGAUGCGGACCUCGUUAUUCUGUUGAGCCUUUUUGAAGAAGAUAUAAUGUCAUACGUUCCACCACAUGCCUUACUUCAUCCCAGCUAUUGCCAGUCUCCUCGCGGUUCUCCAGUGGCUUCUCCACAAAACUCACCUGGAACACAACGUGCCAAUGCAAGAGCACCAGCACCAUAUAAAAGAGAUUUUGAAGCAAAGUUACGAAAUUUCUACCGGAAGUUAGAAACUAAAGGAUAUGGUCAAGGUCCUGGGAAAUUAAAAUUAAUCAUAAGAAGAGACCAUUUAUUAGAGGAUGCUUUCAACCAAAUAAUGGGCUAUUCAAGAAAAGAUCUUCAAAGAAAUAAACUGUAUGUCACUUUUGUUGGGGAAGAGGGGUUGGAUUAUAGCGGCCCAUCCAGGGAAUUUUUCUUCCUUGUGUCUAGAGAACUAUUUAACCCAUAUUAUGGUUUAUUUGAGUAUUCUGCAAAUGAUACUUACACAGUACAAAUAAGUCCAAUGUCUGCAUUUGUUGACAAUCAUCAUGAAUGGUUUAGAUUUAGCGGCCGCAUCUUGGGACUUGCACUUAUACAUCAGUAUUUAUUAGAUGCUUUCUUCACACGUCCGUUUUAUAAAGCUCUUCUUAGAAUCCUUUGUGACUUGAGUGAUUUGGAGUAUCUGGAUGAGGAAUUCCAUCAGAGUCUGCAAUGGAUGAAGGAUAAUGAUAUCCAUGAUAUUCUGGACCUUACAUUCACUGUAAAUGAAGAAGUGUUUGGACAGAUUACAGAACGUGAACUUAAGCCAGGGGGUGCUAACAUACCAGUAACCGAGAAAAAUAAGAAAGAAUAUAUUGAAAAGAUGGUGAAGUGGAGAAUUGAAAGAGGAGUUGUACAGCAGACAGACAGUCUUGUGCGGGGGUUUUAUGAGGUGGUAGACGCUCGCCUGGUAUCUGUGUUUGAUGCCAGGGAGCUAGAGCUAGUGAUUGCUGGAACAGCAGAGAUUGAUUUGGGAGAUUGGAGAAACAACACAGAGUAUAGAGGAGGUUACCAUGAUAAUCACAUUGUUAUCAGAUGGUUCUGGGCUGCUGUUGAGAGGUUUAACAAUGAACAGCGUCUCCGUUUACUGCAGUUUGUUACUGGCACUUCCAGCAUACCAUACGAAGGCUUUGCUUCUUUGAGAGGCAGCAAUGGGCCAAGACGAUUCUGCGUAGAAAAGUGGGGAAAAAUCACUGCUUUACCCAGAGCCCAUACAUGUUUUAAUCGCCUUGAUCUUCCACCAUAUCCAUCAUUUUCAAUGCUCUUUGAGAAGCUUUUGACAGCCGUUGAGGAAACAAGUACAUUUGGCCUUGAGUAGUUCUUUUUAGGUUUGGCUACUUAGACAUCUUUGUCAUGCAACACAAUGUUGUGAAAUGAACCUAAAACAUCAAAAUGACACUAAUUCAGAACUUUUCCAAUCAAUUGUGUCUAAAACCACAGUGUGAUACUGCAGGAUGUCUGUGAUGCCACUAACGUAUCAAGAAUGUGUUGAGUACAAGAAAAUGAAGUCUGCAAUGAUAAACACUAUUUCAAAGCAUAGAAGAAUGGCAACACGAUAUUUGGCUGUCAUUUCCUACAUGUAGUCCGAGCAGAGCAGAAACAAUAUAAACAAAUCAAUCUCAAAGAAAUAAUAAACUUCUACAAUGAUACAAUGCAUUCCAAUUUCUAGAAGUAAUGUUGAGGUGCUUGCAUGGUAUGCAUCUUCAUUUUACUUACACUAGCAGAGAACAAACAUUAAGGGUCAAAUGAUCACAUACUAUAAACGUGUCAAAACCUAUGCAUGACUAUAUCUGCAGUUUCUUUUAGUGAAAUUAGCAGCAGAUUUAUCUAAUCUAACACAUGCAAAAAAAAAUCUGCACAUUCUCUAUAUUAAUGUAUAUUGAGAUUCACAUAAAUGUUGUUGCUUUCUACACAUAUGUAUGACAAUACUGUUUUCAAUUACACACUUUCCAGCACUAUAAUGAAUUGUAUUGUAAAAUAAGAAUUUUAUUUAUUCUUGCAUCUAUGAUGCAAUCACUUCGUUUUUCUUUAAACAUGAUUGUUACUGUUCUGGCCAUUACUGUUUUUCUAUAUUAUUAAACUAUUGGAUUUAAAAGAUAAAUACAGGACUCCUGGAAGCACUUCCAUUUUACUGAUAGGAACAGAAGGCCAGGUGACAUCCAGAAAUGGCAUAAUAAAAUGCAACUGCAGUCAGAGUGCCUUUUCUUAUAUAAUCUAGUGUACCGCCUGGUUCUGCAUCUUUUCUUGUUACCAUUAAUUAUUACUUAUUGGAGAUAAAAGUGUUUUUAAAUACGGUAGAUCUAGCCAUCUUUUGUUUUAUUUAUUUUUUACGACAUUUUCAGAAUCAUUAAGAGAAAAGGGGAAAAUAAUAAACCUAAUAUAGACUAUUUCAAAAUGAACAUUUUCAUACAGCAUUUUUGUGUAGGAUUUAAUUCUAGGAAAAUGUCAGUUGCAUCAUGUUUUGUCGACAUGAGCAAAAACUUAGAACUAUCUUGUUUCAUAUUCAUUAUUUUGUUACAUAUACUCCUGGCUUGUGUAAGUACACAGCAUAGACUGUGGAAAGUGUGCAAAACAAGUAUGCUUUAUACAUUAUGGGUAUGUUAAUGAUUGACACUUGUUGCCAAGUCCCCCACUGUAGAAGCACUGUAUAAUUUAUGCUUUACAUACCUGACUUUAAGUUUUUCAAGCAGAGAUUCUUAUUUAUGUCAAACAUUGUAAGAGUCAGUGGCAGUGCUCACUCUGGUUUGUACACAGUUUUACAUAUCAUGGGAACAGACAUCGUAAAACGCUACCAUGCAUUUGUUAGAGUUCUCCAAAGCGACUUAUAAACAGUAUCCUUUGUAGCCGAGGAUGGAUUAGAUGUAUCAUUAUGUAUUUAAUGCUCAUUCUGCAUGGAUGUUAUAUGAUGUUUUAAUCGGACACCUACAUGCAGUACUAUGAAAAAUAAAACACAUUUGAUUAUUUUUAUAUGGCUAUUGUACAAUUUACAAUGGAAUAUUUUAAAUGAACAUUUACAAACACGCGUUUUCAUGUCUAUAAGAGCAUAAAUGUGCUUGUAUGUAUUACA
Messenger RNA from Pseudophryne corroboree (corroboree frog), 6984 nucleotides. RefSeq names its product HECT, C2 and WW domain containing E3 ubiquitin protein ligase 2 (gene HECW2). The record is from RefSeq and is a predicted model, not a curated record. The transcript has 31 exons. Gene Ontology annotation, biological process: protein polyubiquitination; regulation of dendrite morphogenesis. Gene Ontology annotation, molecular function: ubiquitin protein ligase activity; protein binding. The coding region runs from base 577 to 5235 and encodes 1552 amino acids. NCBI's taxonomy places the organism in Eukaryota, Metazoa, Chordata, Amphibia, Anura, Myobatrachidae. Gene Ontology annotation, cellular component: cytoplasm.